Messenger RNA from Austrofundulus limnaeus, 554 nucleotides. Its product is annotated as nitric oxide synthase-interacting protein. Gene Ontology annotation, cellular component: nucleus. Lineage: Eukaryota; Metazoa; Chordata; Actinopteri; Cyprinodontiformes; Rivulidae. Gene Ontology annotation, molecular function: ubiquitin protein ligase activity. The record is from RefSeq and is a predicted model, not a curated record.
AACCUCAUUGGGGUAAAGCAGAUGUUGUGCUGUCCAGCAGGGGGCGGUAAAAACCGACAACAAAUCUGACCGAAGAAGAAGAACUACAUAAACAAGAGGAGAAACCUUCUCACAUCAACAAGAGACGAAGCGCUACAAAUUGACACAAAACAUAUAUUUAUCUCUGGAGAGGUCAUUUAGUAUCAGUAACAAUACAAUUAUAUAGUUAAUUCCUUUUUUUUAACUGUAAUCUUGUCAGAAUACAGUUUACGACGGUACGCGUUUUUUCUACUAGCAUUAGCGGCUAAUGCUAGCACAUGACGCAAGAAGCUACAGCAUAUAAUAAUAGGAAUAUUUUUAACGCAUUUCGGUUUAAAGUGAAAUAAAUAUUGUAAUAAAAUGACUCGUCAUGGAAAGAACUGUACUGCUGGAGCCGUCUACACCUACCAUGAGAAAAAGAAAGAUACAGCUGCAUCUGGUUAUGGGACACAGAGUGUUCGUUUGGGCAAAGACGCCAUCAAAGACUUUGACUGCUGCUGCCUGUCCCUGCAGCCCUGCCAGGACCCCGUGGUGAC